UCUCCGCCAAUUAUGGAAGGCAGCGGCCCUGCGAUGAUCUCAUUAACCCCCACCCCUCCCGCUCCGUCACACUCAUCCAACAUCAUAGUGCGGUGGAUCACAACCAAAGAAGCCAUGGAGGCCUCACAGGACCUCAACGAACAGAUGGUGAAGAAAUCACACAGUGCAUCUCAUGUUCCAGACCCUUCAGACACCAGGUCUAUGGAAAUGCAGGACCUAGCCAGUCCUCAUAAUCGUGUGGGUGGUGGGGAUUCGACAGGCUCCAAGCUGGACAAGAACAACCUUGGCAGCCCCUCCAUCACCACCAAUGGAACAGGAGGUGAAAAUAUGACCAUUCUAAACACGGCUGAUUGGCUGUUGGGCUGCAGCAGCCCGCCCCCUGCCCCGGGCUCCAAGGACUAUGUGAAAACAGAGCCCAUGAACAACAGCGACACAGUCACUACGACAGGCGACACAGCACUGGACACGUACGCAGGCUCAGUAAUCACCAGCAGCGGGUACAGCCCUCGUUCAGCCCACCAGUACUCUCCUCCACUCUACCCAUCAAAGCCCUACCCUCACAUCCUCUCCACGCCUGCAGCCCCUCCCAUGCCGACGUACGCUGGUCAACCCCAGUUCAGCAGCAUGCAGCAGUCAUCCGUCUACACCGCCUACUCCCAGACAGGGCAGGCCUAUGGACUGUCCAGCUAUGACCUCGGUGUGAUGCUGCCGGGCAUCAAGACAGAGAGCGGCCUGGCCCAGAGUCAGUCUCCCCUGCAGACGGGCCUCAGCUACAGCCCCGGCUUCACCACACCACAGCCUGGACAGACGGCAUACUCACCUUAUCAGAUGCCAGGUUCCAGUUUCACUCCUUCCUCAGGCCUCUACACCACCAACAACUCAGUGUCGAACCCCGCCAACUACACUGCCACACAGCAGGACUAUCCCUCAUAUACGACGUUUGGCCAAAACCAGUACGCCCAGUAUUAUUCAUCCUCCACCUACGGGACAUACAUGACCUCCAACAGCGUGGAUGGCACAGGCUCCACAGCAGCCUACCAGCUGCAAGACCCCAGCCCCGCCAUGACCGGACAGGCUGCUGAACUUCACCCAGGGGACUUUGACACAGUGCAGAGCCCCUCAACGCCCAUCAAAGAGCUGGAUGACCGAGCCUGCCGGAGUGGGGGGUCCAAGACCCGGGGCAGGGGCCGCAAGAACAACCCCUCCCCUCCCCCUGAUAGUGACCUGGAGAGGGUGUUUGUGUGGGAUCUGGACGAGACGAUCAUCGUCUUCCACUCUCUGCUCACGGGCUCCUACGCACAGAAGUAUGGCAAGGACCCUCCCAUGGCCGUAACGCUGGGCCUGAGGAUGGAAGAGAUGAUCUUCAACUUGGCCGACACACACUUAUUCUUUAAUGACCUGGAGGAAUGUGAUCAGGUACAUAUCGAUGAUGUCUCAUCAGAUGACAAUGGCCAGGACUUAAGUACUUACAGUUUUGCAACUGAUGGCUUCCAUGCAGCUGCAACCAGCGCUAACCUGUGCCUGGCUACGGGUGUCCGCGGCGGGGUCGACUGGAUGAGGAAACUGGCCUUCCGCUACCGACGAGUCAAAGAGUUGUAUAGCACAUACAAAAACAAUGUGGGGGGCCUGCUGGGUCCUGCUAAGAGAGACGCCUGGCUGCAGCUCAGAGCAGAGGUCGAGGCUCUGACCGACUCCUGGCUCACACACGCGCUCAAGUCCUUGUCCAUCAUCAGCUCCAGGAGUAACUGUGUAAAUGUGUUGGUGACCACGACGCAGCUCAUACCAGCGCUGGCUAAAGUUCUCUUAUAUAGUCUGGGAUCUGUUUUCCCCAUUGAGAAUAUUUACAGUGCGACAAAAAUAGGCAAAGAGAGCUGUUUUGAGCGUAUAGUCUCCCGCUUUGGCACUAACAUUACAUAUGUUGUGAUUGGCGAUGGGAAGGAUGAAGAGCAUGCGGCCAGCCAGGAAAAGAGAGUUGCUUUGAACGCAUUAUGCAAAGGUUUGGCAGGAAAGUAGUGUAUGUUGUAAUUGGGGACGGUGUGGAAGAGGAGCAGGCGGCCAAAAAGGUAAUGGACCCGCAACCUCACCGUGACCCCGCCUACUCCACCCAGUGUGAGCUCUGAUUGGACGAAGCCUGCCUUUCUUUGCUCUAGCAGUUUUGAGUUGGUCAUUCUGUUGCUUUUUUCCUUUUUUUUUUUUAAGGAGUGACAGGAAGCUUUUGAUUGCAAGUGUUAAGUGAAAAUUUGAGAUUGAAGCUCGUCUAAAGUUGUACAUUUUGCCCCAUAAUAUCAACGUCUCACCAGCAGCGGACGAUCGAAAUCAAAAAAUUAAUUUGCAUCAUAUAUUUCUCAAACUCGAUGUCACUUUUGACGCCCAAAAUGAAUGGCUGCCCAAAUGUACACAGUGAUUAAGCUUUGAGCAAUCUCACUUGUUUAGAGCAAUAAUGCUGGUUGUCAUCCAGAUGUGUGUGGAGUCUUAUCUUUCCUGGAUACUGUAGUUUAUGUGGGAGAAAAGUAGUUAUAUCAUAAGAAAACAGAUUAAGAGUAGCGAUAUACUGGGACAAUUUUCCUGAAGUGAAUAUAAAUCCUAUUUCUUCUCCAGCUUUGGGUUUCAUUCGUAAUGUUGGGUGCUGGGAUUGCUAAAGGAAUAGUUCCAACAUUUUGGGAAAUACGCUAAUUCACUUUCUUGCAGAGUUCGACGACUUCCGGUGGCACUGAAGAGAAUAAGCACAUUUCCCCUAAAAAUGCAGAGCUAUUCCUUUAACGCCUUAGGAUUGCAUGGAUUUUGUCUGCAGUGCUUUUGCAAAGCAAGCAGCUACAAGCUACUGUAGUGUAGCUUGCAUGACAUCAGGUGGUGGUGGUGUGCAUCAAAUAUCGUAAGGACAGCACUGCUGCUGCUUUUUAACGUUGUGUGUUCCCACUCCGCAGCACAACAUGCCUUUCUGGAGGAUAUCCAGUCACUCUGACCUGCUGGCAUUACACCAAGCACUGGAGUUCGAGUACCUGUAGCUAUUAUAUGCAAUACGGACUCAAGCAAUGUCGCCAUGGACAUGGUCAGCCAGGCAGCCGCCCUUUCUUUUGUAUAAGUAUUUAAGAACAAACAAUACACUGCAACUGGGUUUUUUUGUGAUUUAUUUUUUUGUCUUUUUAAACAUCUGGAUUUAUAAACUCUGAACGGUCUUAAGAAGCAAAGAAGAGGAGAGAGGAGGUGAAUAUAAGGACGGUGGGGUCAAAGGACUUGACUAUCCCAGCGCACCGCUGCUCAGCCCCUGGUGCUGAGGACGGACCUCUGUGAAAACUGUCUUUAGACUGGAGUGGACUGAAACCCUGUACAGACUGAAGACACCCCUUGGCCUGGGAAGAUGUUUCUUUUGGAAACUCCUUGAUGUUUGGUUUGUUCUGCAGCAACCAGGCUAGUUGUCAGGAUCGAACUAUCCUCAAACAAUGAGGGCGUCUAUGCAGGUAGCGUUGUGUGUACAGGGAUAACAGCUGCUUGUCUUUUUUUUUCCUGGUGGUAUAAUCACAACAAUGGAGACUGUGGCAGAAACUUGUGUAAAUUAUUAACAUUAAAACUUCCAAGGGCAGUGGUGGAUGCUUUUGUCAAGGAAAGGAAAUUUUAUGUUUUGGGGUCUUUUGUUUUUUCCCUCUGGAUUUUUCUAUUUUUUUUUUCCUCUCCCUUUGAGAAACUGAGGAUGUGCGUCAUGAUGUGUUGUGCCUUAAUGUGUUUGAAUGUGUUUUCUUUAUUCACAAAUAUCUAUGUAUGUAGAUAUAAAGGAGAAACGUUAUCCAAAUGA
Molecule: messenger RNA, 3790 nt
Organism: Scophthalmus maximus (turbot)
Lineage: Eukaryota; Metazoa; Chordata; Actinopteri; Pleuronectiformes; Scophthalmidae
Gene: eya4
Product: EYA transcriptional coactivator and phosphatase 4
Exons: 20
Coding region: 13-2013 (666 amino acids)
Biological process (GO): positive regulation of DNA repair; cell differentiation; negative regulation of extrinsic apoptotic signaling pathway in absence of ligand
Cellular component (GO): nucleus
Molecular function (GO): protein tyrosine phosphatase activity
Source: RefSeq, a predicted model, not a curated record